CUACUUAUACCUAUUCUUUGUUUUUUAAAAUGUCAUACUCGCAUCUGUAACGCAUGGGUUGGUCCGUUUCAUUUGAAUCUUGAUAGUUUUAUUGAACAUUGGAAAAUCUAUAGUGGUGAUCUAGAAAUAGAACGAUCAUUUCUAGUUGGUUUAUUUUCAUUUGAUAAAGAAUAUCUUCAGAUUGAACUUGGUGAAAAUCAAAUUGAUAACGAUACAUAUAAUAUGUAUUUUGUUUACUUUCGUCAUCCUAUGUAUAACCAAUUAUUAUAUACAUUCAAUCCAAUUAAAGAAUCAAGUAUUAGUAAUCUAUCAAAGAAAUUAUUCGUUAAAUUACCAACAUAUUUAACGUCUCAUUUUCAUAAACGUCUUCCUUACCGUUUUGAACAAUUUAAUAGUAAUACAUUAAAAUGUAUUAUUCGACAGCUUGAUAUUUCAUCUGAGGUAGAUAACAUUAAACUUAUGAAAUCAAUGCAUAUAAAAAUAAUUGAAGAAAUAUAUGAUCGAAAUGCUACUGAAUUCAAUAUGAAAGUUAUAAAUCAAUGUGGUAUUCUACUCGGAUAUUUAUAUGAUUGUCAAAAUGAAAUAGUAUUUAGUCCAUCGUCGAAUCAGCGAUACAAAUUUUCUGAUUUUGUUGCAGCAUUCGAUGCUUCGUCAUCCUAUUCACCUUAUAUGAGUUAUUUAUUCGGCGGUCUCUUUUAUGAACUAGAACAAUUACGUCAAAGACAAGAAGCUAUUCGUACUCGAGAAGAACAAAGACGGUAUCGCUUGGCCUUGUUUAUCGAGGAAGAAGAGAGAAUACAAAGAUUGAAUCAAGAAUUUGAUUUUGAACAAAUUUGGAAUCGUGUACCGUCGGCAUCGCCUCGUUUUAUUGCAAAUUUUCGUCUUGAAGAUCCCAAAAUAGUUAAUAGUCAAUUAUGUGAAACAAAUUGUAGUAUUUGUCUCGAAACAUUACAACCAGAUGAACAUUAUUCUCAAUGGCCAUGUCCAGCUCAACACGUUUUUCACUAUAACUGUAUGCUGAAUGUCUUGCGAAGACAAAAUAGUUGCCCUUUAUGUCGACAUUUAGUCGAAGCGGCGCCUCUGCCAUCGUUAGAUGUUGUUUGGAGAAAUUUUUUAUUCAGAGUGGCUUCACGUGUGGCUAAUUAG
Molecule: messenger RNA, 1146 nt
Organism: Rotaria sordida
Lineage: Eukaryota; Metazoa; Rotifera; Eurotatoria; Philodinida; Philodinidae
Source: the annotation of a GenBank genome assembly